AUGCUUCGGCACGAAUAGGCCGGCUCGACCGGAGUAAUACCACGGCCUUACAGAAAAUCGACGUGAAGCAACGCUUGCGUUGUGUUUCGUCGUGUGAGUGAGGAUACCGGAGGUACUUUUUUUUCUUACCUUUCAUCUUACUUUUUUUUACUAAAAGCGUUGCCCCACCCUAGCAUUUUCUCCUGUGUUGUGGGUGCGUUUACAAACAUACUAGUUCACAUAACACAAUGACACCCAGACCCGAAACAACAAUUUUUGGAUCACGCAAAUUGUUGUUCCGUGCGGGAAUCAAAACCGUUACAUGCUGCACGGCGGUCGGUUGCCCAGCCACCGCACCAACCGUGCAGUCAAAUACAGCAUAA
Molecule: messenger RNA, 362 nt
Organism: Spodoptera littoralis (African cotton leafworm)
Lineage: Eukaryota; Metazoa; Arthropoda; Insecta; Lepidoptera; Noctuidae
Source: the annotation of a GenBank genome assembly